AUGGCACCAAAACCACAGAAGAGCCCCAAGGUCGAGAAAAGGGGCAGAAAGAAGACGAAGCCACAAUUACUUGUUGCUGAGGAAGAGGAGCCAAUGAACAUGGAGAGCAUGGGCCAUCCAGAAAUUUACCCAUUAGUAUUAACUACCAAGACCCAGGAAAUAUUCAACUGCCGAGUAGAAGAAGAUAUGACAGACGAGCAAACGUACAAGCUCAUCAAGAAGGAAGAUAUCUUGGCAGACCUGCAAAACCGAGCCGCGGUGUCUGACUUCCACCCAGUCAAAAAAAUCGUCCGGGAGUACCCAGGGGAGGAACUUCUCCUCGUUUACGACAAAGACUUCAAAUAUGGACUUAACUUUUACCUCAUUGGAACAGAGGAAGGCAAGGAAAACUUCUUAAAGACGCCAGAAGUGCCAGAGGAACAGGAAGAACUCAAGGAGUACGUUCAGGAAGAAGUGUACAUCUACAAGCCACCGGUCUCCAAGCCGUGGCUAUCUCUGGGCAGCGAAAAAGAAAUUGAGGAAGAAUCUGUCCAAGAAUCGGAGAAGCGGGUGACCUACAUGAUUUCUAGAAAACGGUGUGAAUUCGGCGCACCGGUAACUUUCAGUGACCAGAAUGCCUCUAGCAUAAAAGAUGCCUACAUUGAGUGCACAUCUUACCCAGACAAAAAUUACACCCUCACACAAGUUGAGAGAGAUGCGGCCUUGCAAGUCAUUGCGGAAGUCAAGGACACAAGCACACAGACAAAAUGGGCAUUUCCAAAAAAUGCUACCACACAGUAUUAUCCAAGAGAAUUCUCAGAAGAGGAAAAAGACAUCAUCAGAGAAUCAAAAUCUUUCGCCGACUUCUUCAACAGUGUGUCCACAAGCGUCGAAAUAGCCCUGCAGCAAAACGAGAUCAUGAACACUUUUAUCGAUGACUGGAAGAACCUCGCCGAGGAGGAGAGCGCCUUUGGGGACAAGACGGACACCCAUCUGAAGGAGUACCAGUCCUUUACAGACCUUCACAGCACCAUGGAGAAAAUGAUUACCUGUGUCUCGUGGCACCCAACCAUCUACGGGCUCAUAGUGGUGUCGGUGGCCGUGCGCCUCUCCUGCGAAGAAAGAGUGCACUUUUCAGGCAAACUCCUGCUUCAGCCGUCACUGAUCCUCUUCUGGAGUUUCUCCGACCCCAUCCACCCUCAGUUGAUGCUGGAGAGCCCCGACGACAUCUUCUGCUUCGAGUUCUGCCCAAGUGACCCCAAUAUCAUCGCUGGAGGCUGCAUCAAUGGACAGAUCGUCAUGUGGGAUAUCACGGCACACGCGGACCGCAUAGAAAACAUCAAGACAGGAAGCAGCAGAAGUAAAAAGGCCUCUCUCAAGCCGAUGUUUCUCCUUGAACCAGACAGCAACAAAGAAACAAUGUACAUCAGACACUGUGCGGUGUCUUCAAUUGAAAACGGUCAUAGGAAAGUAAUCACAGACAUACACUGGCUGCCAGACUCAUUCGAGAUUAACAGGAUGGGAUCUGUCUUUGAGAACCGAAGUGGAAUAAAUUGCCAACUCGUCACAUGCUCAGCAGAUUGCACAAUUUGUUUUUGGGACAUCCGACCCCAAAAACCUGCAGUCACAACUGCAGCUGCAGCAGCCUCAGCAGCCACAGGCACCAACAACGCAAACCCCCCACAACCACCGGCAGAGAAGAAGAAAGAUGAGAACAUUGAGAUUCCUUUUGAUGUGCCCUCGACUUUCCUGCACCUAGAUCUCUCCUGGAAACCCCUGUCUAGGAUAAAACUGUCGAAGGGCGAUACAAGUUUAGACCACUGUCCAACCAAGCUGAGCCUGGGCGAAGACCCCUUCCUUUGCAAAAUACAAGGUACGUCUUCCAUCCAUAUUCUUCUGAAAGACAAGAUGUUAAGUCAGAUCAAGAUGGUAAAGACAGCAGAAAUUAACCCUUACCAAAACCUGGAAUCGGGGACAGCCAAUAUCCUCAAGCCCAUAGAGGACUUCUGCACAAAAUUCUUCGUGGGAACAGAGGAAGGUGAGGUGAUAUACACAGACUGGAAAAUGGAGAGGGACUCUGAAACUGGACGACUUAUGGCCAAGAAGCCUGUGAACCUCUACACUGUCCACGACGGGGCUGUCCACACUGUGCAGAGGUCACCUUUCUUCAACGACAUCAUCCUCACUGUUGGGGGAUGGAACGUGGCCAUCUGGAAGGAAGAGGUUAUGACCGGACCGCUCCUCCAAACGUGCUGCGCACCGAAAAGGUACACGGCCGGGCACUGGUCCCUGACGAGGCCUGGGGUAUUCUACAUCGGCCGAGAGGACGGAUACGUCGAUAUCUGGGACCUCCUGGAGAAAACUCAUGAACCAGCCCAGUCCCAGAAUAUCUGCAUCACCAUGAUCACCUACAUCAAACCCUGGACCUUCUCCUCUAAGCAGCAGUUUAUAGCCAUAGCUGACUAUUAUGGAACACUGCAUAUCUUAGAAAUCCCUUGGACCUUAAGUCAUCCUUCCUCUAACGAGGUAUCAAGUGUGAACUACUACUUUGAAAGAGAAGUCAGGCAUCUGGAAUAUGUCCAGCAGCGCAAGGAAAUCCGUGAGCAAGAAAAGAAAGAUAUGGCCAUGGAGCUGGUGAGGAAGAAAGCGAAAAUCUAUCAAAAGACAAAAGAACAAAUGGAGGCCGAGCUGAAGUUGGAGUACGAGAGCUAUCUGGAUCUUGAGAAGUCUGUUCUCUUCGCCCUCGGCCUAGGCAAGGUCUCAGAGAAGAUGUCGUACUUGGAUUUGCAUUAG
Apodemus sylvaticus (European woodmouse) is the source of this 2772-nucleotide messenger RNA. It is a transcript of the gene Dnai3, whose product is annotated as dynein axonemal intermediate chain 3. NCBI's taxonomy places the organism in Eukaryota, Metazoa, Chordata, Mammalia, Rodentia, Muridae. Gene Ontology annotation, molecular function: dynein light chain binding; dynein heavy chain binding. The record is from RefSeq and is a predicted model, not a curated record. Gene Ontology annotation, cellular component: inner dynein arm. Gene Ontology annotation, biological process: cilium movement involved in cell motility; inner dynein arm assembly. The transcript is spliced from 22 exons. Bases 1 to 2772 code for a protein of 923 amino acids.